AUGGCCAAGGUUCUCCUCCUCAUCGGGUUGUCACUGGUUCUGGGCUCUCAGCUGGUCUCUGCCUAUGAGCUGACAUGUUACUUCAGCAACUCUGCCCAGUACAGAAAUGGACUCGGAAAAUUUAAGCCUGAUAACAUUGACCCAUGCCUGUGUACUCACCUGAUCUAUGCCUUUGCCGGAAUGUCUAACAACCAAAUCUCCACCUUAGAAUGGAAUGAUGUCCAUCAAUACAAAGCUCUGCAGGACCUAAAAAAACAGAAUAGCAACUUAAAAACACUAAUAUCCAUUGGAGGAUGGAACUUUGGCACCAAGCCCUUUACUGUCAUGGUCUCAUCACUCAAGAACCGUCAAACAUUUAUAACAUCAGUGAUUAAAUUCUUGCGGCAGUAUGACUUUGAUGGGCUUGAUAUUGACUGGGAGUAUCCUGGUGCCAGAGGAAACCCCCCAAGGGACAGGCAUCUGUUUACCAUCUUAGUGCAGGAAAUUAAAGCAGCUUUUGAAACCGAAGCUUUAAUAACUAAAAGACCAAGACUCAUGGUGACUGCUGCAGUGGCUUCAAGCAUCUCCAAAAUCCAGUCAAGUUAUGAGAUUCCUCAACUUGCUAAUGCUUUGGAUUACAUCCAUGUUAUGACCUAUGACCUGCAUGGUUCUUGGGAAGGAUACACUGGAGAGAAUAGCCCUCUGUUUGCCAGGCCUGGAGAAACAAGAUACAGCUCCUACCUUAAUGUUUAUUAUGCCAUGAACUACUGGAGGAAUCAUGGUGCACCAGCUUCAAAACUUCUUAUUGGUUUCCCAACCUAUGGACGUACCUUUCAUCUAAAAAACCUAUCUGAUACUGGUCUUGGUGCCCCAACAUCAGGGCCAGGACCAGCUGGACCUUAUACCGGGCAACCUGGUUUAUGGGCUUAUUAUGAGAUUUGCACUUUUCUGAAAAAUGGAGCCACUAGUGAAUGGUCAUUUGCGGAGGAUGUCCCUUAUGCCUACCAGGGCAGUGAUUGGGUGGGAUAUGACAAUGCCAACAGCUUCCAAAUUAAGGCUGAAUGGCUGAUGCAGAAUGACUUUGGAGGUGUUAUGGUUUGGUCAUUAGAUAUGGAUGAUUUUACUGGUACAUUCUGUAACCAGGGCAAAUUCCCUCUGAUCUCUACAUUGAAGAGAACACUUGGCAUUCAGUCCAUUGAUUGCACUUCUUCACAUCCACACACAUCUAGUAAUCCAAAGAGCAUUGACUCUCCGAAAAGCAGUGACCAUCAAAAGACCAUUGAUUCAAAGGACCAUAUAAAGAGCAAUGAACACCCAAAGAACAGUAAUUCUGAUAGCAACCCAAAGAGCAGUGAAUCUACGAGCCAUCCAAAACACAGUGACUCUAAAAGCAGUCAUUCUAACAGUAUUUCUGGAUUCUGUGUGGGCAAAGCAAGUGGCUUGUACCCUGUGAUAGGGAACACAGAUGCCUUUUGGAACUGUUGGAAAGGACUCACCUAUCAGGAAGAUUGUCCUCUUGGUCUGAUUUUCAGCCAGAGCUGCCAGUGCUGCAUUCGUUCUGCUCCUACAACAAAGAGCAGCAGCAGUUCAGGUGGUAAUGCGUUUUGUGUCGGCAAAGCAAGUGGUCUGUACCCAGUGCCUGGAAACAAAAAUGCCUUCUGGAACUGUUGGAAAGGGCUCACCUAUGAGCAAGAUUGCCCCAUUGACCUAAUAUUUGAUCAGAACUGUCAGUGUUGUACCUUGCCACCUCCUUCUAAUGUUCCUGUCACAGUAGCUCCAUCUAAAAUUCACAGCCACAGCGACUCCAAAAAUCAUCCUAAGAACACUGACUCUAAAGAUCACCCAAAGAUCACUCACUCAGAUGAGCACCCCAAGUCUAGUGAUUCAGAUACACACCCUAAGAGUAAAACUUCUGAAGCUAAAGGUGACUCAAAAAAUACUAGCUCUGACAAUCACAAGAGUAGUGUUUCUGAUAGUCAUCAUAAAAGUAGUGACUCUAAGGACCACCCAAAGAGUACGGUUUCUGACAAUCACCCCAAAAGCAGCGACUCUAAAGAACAACCCAAGAGCAGUGAAUCUAAGGACCAUCCUAAGAUCAGUAUCUCUGACAAUCACCCCAAAAACAGUGAGUCUAAGGACCACACCAAGAGUAUUGUCUCUGACAAUCACCCCAAAAGCAGUGACUCUAAGGAACAACCCAAGAGCAGUGAAUCUAAGGACCACCCUAAGAUCAGUGUCUCUGACAAUCACCCCAAAAGCAGUGCCUCUAAGGACCACCCCAAGACUACUGUCUCUGACAAUCACCCCAAAAGCAGUGAGUCUAAGGAUCACACCAAGAGUACUGUCUCUGACAAUCACUCCAAAAGCAGUGACUCUAAGGAACAACCCAGGAGCAGUGAAUCUAAGGACCACCCUAAGAUCAGUGUCUCUGACAAUCACCCCAAAAGCAGUGAGUCUAAGGACCACUCCAAGACUACUGUCUCUGACAAUCACUCCAAAAGCAGUGACUCUAAAGAACAACCCAAGAGCAGUGAAUCUAAGGACCACCCAAAGAAUACUGUCUCUGACAAUCAUCCCAAAAGCAGUGACUCUAAAGAACAACCCAAGAGCAGUGAAUCUAAGGACCACCCAAAGAAUACUAUCUCUGAUAAUCACCCCAAAAGCACUGACUCUAAGGAACAACCCAAGAGCAGUGAAUCUAAGGAACACCCUAAGAUCGGUGUCUCUGACAAUCACCCCAAAAGCAGUGAGUCUAAGGACCACUCCAAGACUACUGUCUCUGACAAUCACUCCAAAAGCAGUGCCUCUAAGGACCACCCAAAGAGUACUGGCUCUGACAAUCACCCCAAAAGUAGUGACUCUAAAGAACAACCCAAGAGCAGUGAAUCUAAGGGCCACCCAAAGAGUACUGUCUCUGACAAUCACCCCAAAAGCAGUGACUCUAAAGAACAACCCAAGAGCAGUGAAUCUAAGGACCACCCUAAGAUCAGUGUCUCUGACAAUCACCCCAAAAGCAGUGAGUCUAAGGACCACUCCAAGACUAUUGUCUCUGACAAUCACUCCAAAAGCAGUGCCUCUAAGGACCACCCAAAGAGUACUGUCUCUGACAAUCACCCCAAAAGUAGUGACUCUAAAGAACAACCCAAGAGCAGUGAAUCUAAGGGCCACCCAAAGAGUACUGUCUCUGACAAUCACCCCAAAAGCAGUGACUCUAAAGAACAACCCAAGAGCAGUGAAUCUAAGGACCACCCAAAGAAUACUGUCUCUGACAAUCAUCCCAAAAGCAGUGACUCUAAAGAACAACCCAAGAGCAGCGAAUCUAAGGACCACCCAAAGAAUACUGUCUCUGACAAUCACCCCAAAAGCACUGACUCUAAGGAACAACCCAAGAGCAGUGAAUCUAAGGACCACCCUAAGAUCAGUGUCUCUGACAAUCACCCCAAAAGCAGUGAGUCUAAGGACCACUCCAAGACUACUGUCUCUGACAAUCACUCCAAAAGCAGUGACUCUAAGGACCACCCAAAAAAUACUGUCUCUGACAAUCACCCCAAAAGCAGUGACUCUAAAGAACAACCCAAGAGCAGUGAAUCUAAGGACCACCCAAAGAAUACUGACUCUGACAAUCAUCCCAAAAGCAGUGACUCUAAAGAACAACCCAAGAGCAGUGAAUCUAAGGACCACCCAAAGAAUACUGUCUCUGACAAUCACCCCAAAAGCAGUGACUCUAAGGACCAACCCCAGAGUAUUAACUCUGACAAUCACCCCAAAAGCAGUGACUCUAAGGAUCACCCCAAGACUACAGUCUCUGACAAUCACCCCAAAAGCAGUGAGUCUACUGACCAUUCCAAAACUACUGUGUCUGACAAUCAUCCCAAAGGCAGUGACUCUAAGGAACAACCCAAGAGCAGUGAACCUAAGGACCACCCUAAGAUCAGUGUCUCUGACAAUCACCCCAAAAGCAGUGAGUCUAAGGACCACUCCAAGACUACUGUCUCUGACAAUCACUCCAAAAGCAGUGACUCUAAGGACCACCCAAAGAGUACUGGCUCUGACAAUCACCCCAAAAGCAGUGACUCUAAAGAACAACCCAAGAGCAGUGGAUCUAAUAACCACCCAAAGAGUACUGUCUCUGACAAUCACCCCAAAAGCAGUGACUCUAAAGAACAACCCAAGAGCAUUGAAUCUAAGGACCACCCAAAGAAUACUGUCUCUGACAAUCAUCCCAAAAGCAGUGACUCUAAAGAACAACCCAAGAGCAGUGAAUCUAAGGACCACCCAAAGAAUACUGUCUCUGACAAUCACCCCAAAAGCAGUGACUCUAAGGACCACCCCCAGAGUAUUAACUCUGACAAUCACCCCAAAAGCAGUGACUCUAAGGACCACUCCAAGACUACAGUCUCUGAUAAUCACCCCAAAAGCAGUGAGUCUAAUGACCAUUCCAAAACUACUGUCUCUGACAAUCAUCUCAAAGGCAGUGACUCUAAGGAACAACCCAAGAGCAUUGAACCUAAGGACCACCCUAAGAUCAGUGUCUCUGACAAUCACCCCAAAAGCAGUGAGUCUAAGGACCACUCCAAGACUACUGUCUCUGACAAUCACUCCAAAAGCAGUGAGUCUAAGGACCACUCCAAGACUACUGUCUCUGACAAUCACUCCAAAAGCAGUGACUCUAAGGACCACCCUAAGACUACUGUCUCUGACAAUCACCCCAAAAGCAGUGAGUCUAAGGACCACCCUAAGAGUACUGUGUCUGACAAUCACCCCAAAAGCAGUGACACUAAGGAACACCCAAAAAGUACUGUGUCUGACAAUCAUCCCAAAAGCAGUGACUCUAAGGAACAACCCAAGAGCAGUGAAUCUACGGACCACCCUAAGAGUACUGUGUCUGACAAUCACCCCAAAAGCAUUAACUCUAAAGACCACCCCAAGAGUAUUGUCUCUAACAAUCAUCCCAAAGGCAGUGACUCUAAGGAACAACCCAAGAGCAGUGAAUCCACAGAACAUCCAAAGAAUACUGUCUCUGACAAUCACUCCAAAAGCAGUGACUCUAAGGACCACCCCAAGACUACUGUCUCUGACAAUCACCCCAAAAGCAGUGACUCUAAGGACCACCCUAAGAGUACUGUGUCUGACAAUCACCCCAAAGGCAGUGACACUAAGGAACAACCCAAGAGCAGUGAAUCUAAGGACCACCCAAAGAAUACUGUCUCUGACAAUCAUCCCAAAGGCAGUGACUCUAAGGAACAACCCAAGAGCAGUGAAUCUAAGGACCACCCAAAGAAUACUGUCUCUGAUAAUCACCCCAAGAGCAGUGAAUCUAUGGACCACCCUAAGAGUACUGUGUCUGACAAUCACCCCAAAGGCAGUGACUCUAAGGACCACCCAAAGAGUAUCGUUUCUGACAAUCACUCCAAAAGCAGUGACUCUAAGGACCACUCCAAGAGCAGUGAAAGUAAGGACCCUACAAAGAACAGUGAUUCUGACAACCACAGAAAGAGUAGUGGCUCUAAGGAGCAGCCAAGCAGCAGUGACAAAUCAAAGAGUAGUGACACUGGAUACCAUCCUAACAACAAUAAGUCUAGCAGUCAACCAAAACACAUUGACUCUAAAAACAGUCAUUCUAAAAGUAUUUCUGGAUUUUGUGUGGGCAAAACAAGUGGCUUGUAUCCUGUAACAGGGAAGAAAAAUGCCUUUUGGAACUGUUGGAAAGGACUCACCUAUCAGCAAGAUUGUCCUGUUGGUCUGAUUUUCAGCCAGAGCUGCCAGUGCUGCAUCGUUUCUGCUCCUUCAACAAAGAGCAGCACAGCUGACAAUGGGUUUUGUGUCGGCAAGGCAAGUGGUCUUUACCCAGUGCCUGGUAACAAAAAUGCCUUCUGGAAUUGUUGGAAAGGACUCACCUAUGAGCAAGAUUGCCCCAUUGGCCUAAUAUUUGAUCAGAGCUGUCAGUGUUGUUCAUCAUCUACUUCUCACAGUACAGUUAAUACUCGCAGUGGCUCUGACAACCAUUCUAAGAGCAAAGAGUCUGGAAUUGCCCACAGUACUGACCACAAAGCUAGUAACUCUGAUAGCAGCCCUAAGAUCAGCCCAUCUGGAAGCAGCCAAAAGAGUGGGCCUGCUGGCAGCAGCCCAACUGGCAGCAACCCUAAGAGUGGAUCCUCUGACAGUAGCUCCAAGACCAAUCACCCUGAGAGCAUUCCCUCUGACAGCAUCCCCAAGAGCAGCACAAAAAAGGGCCCGUCAGGAAACAGCCCUAAGAUGAGUCAUUCUGGUAUCAGACCCAAGGCCAGUCCUUCUGGUAGCACCCAUAAGGCAAGUCACUCUGAGAGAACUCCCUCAGACACCAGUCCUAAGAGUGGUCCCUCUGAUAUCAAUCCUAAGAGUAGACCCACUGACACUAGUCCUAAGAGUAGCCCUUCUAGCACAAGUCCUAAAAGUAGCCCCUCUGGCACCAGUCCUAAAGGUAGCCCCUCUGGCACCAGUCCUAAGAGAAGCCCCUCUGAAACCAGUCCUAAAAGUAGCCCCUCUGGCACCAGUCCCAAGAGUAGCCCCUCUGGCAUCAGUCCUAAAAGAAGUCCCUCUGGCACCAGUCCUGAAAGUAGUCCCUCUGACACUAGUCCUAAGAGUAGCACCUCUGGCAGCAGUCCUAAAAGUAGCCCCUCUGACACUAGUCCUAAAAGAAGUCCCUCUGGCACCAGUCCUGAAAGUAGUCCCUCUGGCAAAAGUCCUAAGAGUAGCACCUCUGGCAGCAGUCCUAAAAGUAGCCCCUCUGACACCAGUCCUAAGAGUGGUCCCUCUAGUAGCAGUCCUAAGAUUAGUCCGUCUGGCACCAGUCCUAAAAAAACUGGUCCAAAAACUAUUACCUCUAAUUUUUGCAUUGGUAAAGCCAGUGGAUUGUAUCCUGUGGCCAGUGACAAGAAUGCUUUCUGGCACUGCUCUGAUGGAAUCACCUACAAACAAUAUUGCUCUGCUGGCCUUGUCUUUGAUGUGAGCUGUGAAUGCUGUAAGUAG
Molecule: messenger RNA, 6987 nt
Organism: Pseudophryne corroboree (corroboree frog)
Lineage: Eukaryota; Metazoa; Chordata; Amphibia; Anura; Myobatrachidae
Product: mucin-2-like
Exons: 15
Coding region: 1-6987 (2328 amino acids)
Biological process (GO): chitin catabolic process; carbohydrate metabolic process
Cellular component (GO): extracellular region
Molecular function (GO): chitinase activity; chitin binding
Source: RefSeq, a predicted model, not a curated record